Pecten maximus is the source of this 3746-nucleotide messenger RNA. RefSeq names its product coiled-coil domain-containing protein 191-like. Lineage: Eukaryota; Metazoa; Mollusca; Bivalvia; Pectinida; Pectinidae. Gene Ontology annotation, molecular function: phosphatase binding. Bases 410 to 3427 code for a protein of 1005 amino acids. The transcript is spliced from 18 exons. The record is from RefSeq and is a predicted model, not a curated record.
CGUGAUUUAAACCAGGGGCGUAAAAGGAGUUGACCAUUUUCACCCUACGAUGGAAUGUUCAAUCGGGUUGUCCCAUUCUGCACAAAAUAACAUUUUGGAAUGACCUGGAAUAUCCCAACGUGUAGGGGACGAGGAAAACGUCACUCCGUCUGACAAGUACGCGGGUAACUUGCAUACUGGAAAUGUCAAACCUUUCAGAAUUACACAUAGACUGAUAUGGCGACAAUUUCAUGCAAUAAAAUUAGUUCAUUCACGAGUUAUUUUAUAGUUAAAUGAUAGAAUAAAAUGUAACAAUUGACCUACCUGUGGUUUCCAACUUCUCGCCAUAUCUCGUCAAAGUCACGUGCCGGGAUUGACUACAGAAAUUGUUUAAACAUGGCUGCUCCCAUGAUUGUUGUUUACAUUGUGAAUGGAUAGCUUCAUUAUCGACAAAGAAGACAUGGAUUCAGGUACCCACAAACAUGGACUUUAUAGAUGGAAAACCCAAACUGAUUCUCGACUCUACUCGAGAUCACAGAAAGUGACAACAAACAAUGACAUACAGGACUGGAUUAAGACAGUGGAGACAGCCUCAGAUCAAGCUGCAAAGAAAGUUUUUGGAUCAAAUUCGAAAUCUUCUGGAAAAUCUCGUGGGAAGGUGGCUUCGUUAAAGUCUGUGAGUCAACUCCGGGAACAUGACGCUGCUUUAAGUGAAGCCCAGGAUCUUCUGUCUCAGUGGAUGGAGGAUAAAGUCCACUUACAAGAUGAUGGUGAUGAUGACUUGGAGGAAGAUGUGUACCAAAGACGAACGGUUCAGUCAGAUGUUAAGCGUGAGUGGGACCAUCUCCUCCAGAAUAACUACGAGGAACAAGGUCUAGUGAAACCUCAACCAACCAUUAAUGACACAGACCCAUACGCAUUUCUAGCAGAGCAAGAUGAGGAAAGUGCUGUGGAAUCCAUUGUACAACAUAUGCUUAGUAAGAAAUUUGUAAACGACAAUGUCACCAAUGAUUUAGGGUUUGAGGAUUUAAACAAGCCCGAUCCUCGCACCAAGAUGGAGCUACGACACAAACAGGUGAAAGAUAAUCGAGAAAAACGUGAACAGGAGCUAAACAGAAAGAAAAAAGAACAUCAAGCAAAGAAGGACGCACAUCACAAAGCCAAGCAAAUUGUGCUACAGGAGGAGAAGAACAAACUGGCCAAAGCUAAGAAGGAAGAAAUGGAAAUAAGGAAAGAAAUGGCUCGGAUACGUAAAGACAUGAAGGAGGAACGGCGCCAGCUAGAUGAACAGAGAUCUUGGCAGAGGAAGAACCAGGAGGAAACUUUAAACAAAGCAACAGUGUUAGUUGAUGAAGAGGAAGAAAAUUUCAGGCUGGAGAGGGAGAAACGAGAACGUACAGAGGAAGAGAGACGGAGGAAAAUCAUGGUCAGACUUGGACAGAUACAGACCAGACAAGAGGCAGCUAACCUAAAGAGUCUUCAGCGGCAUUUUUCUUCCUGGUACAACAUCGUACUUCAGCGGCGUCUACAAAUUGGGAGAGCUAAGGCUAUCCAUGACUGGAAACUGCUCCUACAGGCCUGGAAUGCGUGGAAGGCAUUUAUACGGACACACCGAAUCGACAGAGAGACAAAACAACACGAGAUAUCGAUCAUACAGACACACAGAAAAACACACACUGCUGAGACACAUUACAGGCUAUGGUUACUAAGGAAAUAUUUUGUUGCCUGGCAACUAUGGAUUAAAAUGGAACAGGAACGGAAAGAAAUGGAACAAGCUCAAGAGAAAACACGCAACAAAAUGGCUGCUUUACUGGAAGCAGCUGCCAAGGGGAAACUUACAGAGGGAAAUGACACUGAUCGGUCAGAACAAAACAGGGUUGUCAAGGCAACGAAUGUUGAAGUAGAUGCCUUGUUUGAGAACAAUCAGCGACGACCUUUGACCUCAAGAAGUGAUGUCUCAACAAUAGUGGAGUCCAAUUCUGCAAGAAAACCACUGGAGCGGAACAGAAUUCCUACUGAAGCAUGGCAGAUUACCAAGCGACAUCUUCAGCUGACCACAGAUGAGAUCGCUGGACUCGGAGGCGGAGAUACACAAGGAAAACAUCACUCUGACCAGAAAAUCCGGAAUCGGUUCGGAACACAGCCGUGGAUGAACAGGAAGUAUAUGCCAAAUAGCUUUGAGAAUCGUCACAACGCACAGCAACGCAUUCUGGAGGAACAACAACGACAACUCAAGGAGCAACAGCAACUCAUCCAGGAACUACAGUUUAACCAGAAACAACAGAUGUUAGAACAACAGGGGAGUACUCAACGACAACUGGCGGAUAGGAUAACGUCUGUAAAGUCACCACCAGGUCCCAACGACAGUCAAACGACAGCAAAGACACAGCCAAGUAAACAACGUAAUGAUGGAUUAAACAACGGCGACAGCAGCGACAGAAAUCGGGACAACAGAGCUGGAACUAUCGACAGAAAUACUUUUGAGCCUAUAACAGAAAGAUCUGAAGUCACAGAACAAUCUGAUGUCACACCAAGGUCAGAGGUCACAGCAAGAUCAAAUCAGGUCACGGCAAGGUCAGAGGUCACAUCAGCUGGUAGUACUGCCACCAAUAAACACAACUCUAAGUACUUGACAGUUUUAAAAAAUAUGGAAUCACGAGCUGCAGAACGAGCACAUCUCAAAGCAGAAAGAGAAGAAAAAAGACGACAAGCUGAAGAGGAAAAUCUGAAACGCCUCAAAGCUGAGGAAGAAUUGUUAUUACAACGGGAUGCAGAGGAGAAGAGGGCACGUGUUGCUGCACAUCGGGAGAAAAAACGACUAGAAAAAGAGAAAGAAAUCCAGAAACAACAAAAAGAGCAACAUAUGAAAGAACUCGCAAAAAAAGCAGACGCCCAUUACUUACGUGCUACGGUUAAGUUCCGCUGUUUAGGACCGUUUCAGAAGCUUAUAGAGAUGGCACGGAGAAAUGAGGUCAAGGCUGUUCGCCAUUACAACAAUAACUUAAAAAGACAAGCUUUGCAGAACUGGCAUUCCAAUGUUAAGGACAUUGUUUGUCAGAAGGAAGCAACCGCAGACCAGAUGUAUAAAUACUUCCUCGUCCGUCACUUCUUCUCUAAUUGGAGAAACUUUAAACAUCACACAACUAUUAUGGAGGGGCGUGCUCGGCGGAUUUACGAACGUAACACGAAAUGUAAGGUGUUCCUUGUCUGGCACGAGUACUCAAAGACGGAGAAGGAAAAGGCUGUGGUUUAUAACCAACUGGCUAGUGACCACUACACAAGGUCACUGUUGAAGAAGACAUUCCAAACAAUUAAGGAUUAUCCUUUAACACGCAAGAAAGAGAUGGAACGCGAGAAAAGGCGGGCCGGGAUGAGGGUGAGGGUGGCGGCAUUGAUUCCCGAUUACGAGGCCGCAGAAUUUAGGAAAAGUUCAACAGAUUUCUCCUGACUUCAAACAAAAUAUGCAACAGACUCGGAUUCCUUUUUUGAAAAGUUCAACACUGAAAUCAUUUAUUUAUACGGAAAACAUUACGCGUCACAAAGGCUGUGGUUGAAACAAAAUCAGCUGAUUUCUCUCGGUGGUGACCCAGAAGUUUACUGGACUGUAGUGUUAUAGAGUAGACAAUGGACAUUAAGUUCACUUAUCCGCUAAUGCCAGUUGGAGACUGUAGGUUGUAGAACAUGAUGAGCGACCAUUUGUGCUUUUUGUCCUCUUAUCUAUUAGACAUUUUACACAGAUCAGUUUUAUAAAUAAUUUAUCAAAGCAU